UCGCUGUCAUCGUCAGUGUUUGUGGAGGGGCUGGAGGGGCAGGGCUUUGCCAGGCUGGAGGAGGCUUGCCUUUCCGAAGCUGGAGAGGAUUUCCCGGGGGUUCGCCUUCCCCUGCCUGGGAAGAAUUUCCCCUCUGGUAGCAGCCGCCGCAGCAGCGCGACCUCGUCUUCUGGAGACCAGGGCAGAAUGCCUGUGCUCGAGCGCUAUUUCCACUCGGCAGAGCUGGGCAGAAGGUGGACGGCCCCAGAAGGUGUGCUGCCCUCCUCCCUGGGCAGCCGGCCGGUGUGCCAGCAGGGGCCGCUGCCCUGGGACUUGCCAGAGAUGAUCAGGAUGGUAAAGCUGGUUUGGAAAUCCAAAAGUGAGCUGCAGGCGACCAAACAGAGAGGCAUUCUGGAGAAUGAAGAUGCUCUCCACAGCUUUCCAGGAGAUGUACGACUGAGGGGUCAGACGGGGGUUCCUGCUGAACGCCGCGGCUCCUACCCAUUCAUCGACUUCCGCCUCCUUAACAAUACAACAUACUCAGGGGAAAUUGGCACCAAGAAAAAGGUGAAAAGACUGUUAAGCUUUCAAAGAUACUUCCAUGCAUCGAGGCUGCUUCGUGGAAUUAUACCACAAGCCCCGCUCCACCUGCUGGAUGAAGACUACCUUGGACAAGCAAGGCAUAUGCUCUCCAAAGUGGGAAUGUGGGAUUUUGACAUUUUCUUGUUUGAUCGCUUGACAAAUGGAAACAGCCUGGUAACACUGCUGUGCCACCUCUUCAACACCCAUGGACUCAUUCACCAUUUCAAGCUAGAUAUGGUGACCUUACACAGGUUUUUAGUCAUGGUUCAAGAAGAUUACCACAGCCAAAACCCAUAUCACAAUGCUGUUCAUGCGGCCGACGUCACCCAGGCCAUGCACUGCUACCUAAAGGAGCCAAAGCUCGCCAGCUCCCUCACACCUCUGGACAUCAUGCUUGGACUGCUGGCUGCCGCAGCCCACGAUGUUGACCACCCAGGGGUAAACCAGCCGUUUUUGAUCAAAACAAACCACCACCUCGCCAACCUAUAUCAGAAUAUGUCUGUGCUGGAGAAUCACCACUGGCGAUCUACGAUCGGCAUGCUUCGAGAAUCAAGACUUCUGGCUCACUUGCCAAAGGAAAUGACACAGGAUAUUGAACAGCAGCUGGGCUCCUUGAUCUUGGCAACAGACAUCAACAGACAGAAUGAAUUUUUGACCAGAUUGAAAGCUCACCUCCACAAUAAAGACUUAAGACUGGAGGAUGUACACGACAGGCACUUUAUGCUUCAGAUUGCCUUGAAGUGUGCUGACAUUUGCAAUCCUUGUAGAAUCUGGGAAAUGAGCAAGCAAUGGAGUGAAAGGGUCUGUGAAGAAUUCUACAGGCAAGGUGACCUUGAACAGAAAUUUGAACUGGAAAUCAGUCCUCUUUGCAAUCAACAGAAAGAUUCAAUCCCUAGUAUACAAAUUGGUUUCAUGACCUACAUCGUGGAGCCCCUCUUCCGUGAAUGGGCCCGUUUCACAGGACACAGCGCCCUGUCUGAGAGCAUGCUAAGCCACCUGGCGCACAACAAAGCCCAGUGGAAGAGGCUGUUGCCCAACCAGCACAGAAGCAGCAGCAGUGGCGGUGGCAGCGGCGGCCCAGACCACGCCGGCCCAGGGACGGCCCAGGCUGAGGAGCAGACCGUGACCGAAGGCAACGCCCCGUAG
Molecule: messenger RNA, 1707 nt
Organism: Balaenoptera acutorostrata (minke whale)
Lineage: Eukaryota; Metazoa; Chordata; Mammalia; Artiodactyla; Balaenopteridae
Gene: PDE7B
Product: phosphodiesterase 7B
Exons: 12
Coding region: 187-1707 (506 amino acids)
Molecular function (GO): 3',5'-cyclic-AMP phosphodiesterase activity
Source: RefSeq, a predicted model, not a curated record